AUGCCCAAAGCAAUGACUCCAAAAGAACUCGCAAGAUCAGGCAGAAGGCACAAUCCUCUUGAAGCUGAUUUAGUAGCAAGUGGACCACUGAAAACAAAAUCCGGAAAAAGAAAGUCUAGAAAUGAGGAUGAAGGAGAAAAGUUUGUGGAUUCAAAAUCAUCGCGGAGGAUUUUAAAGAUAGGUCAAGAACUUGCCGAUGAGGACGAAGCCGAAAACCAAGCAGCAAAGCCAAAUGCAGCCUUCAAUUUUGAUUCAAGAUUUGAGGAUGAGGACGAGGAGGAUGAGCCAGAAUUCGGAGGUGAGGAUGGAGAUGAAUGGGGAGAUGAUGAUGAUGAGGUCCCAGAAUUAGUCGAGUUGGCACCAGAAGAUCGCGAUACGUUUGGCAAGUUCUUUCCGGAAAAGGUUGCUCCUCCGCAGUCAUUAAAUAACAUUAGUUUUGGAGGGGCGGAUCACGACAGUGAGGAUGAGAAUGAAGAAGGACAAGGCACAGAUUUGACCGCAUUGAUUUUGGAGAGGAUUGCUCAAUUUGAGGCGAAACAAUCUGGACAACCUGGAGCAGGUCCGGCUGGUCCUGAGGACGAUGGAUUUUUCGUUCAUCCUAAGGUUUUAGAAGUUUACACAAAGUAA
Molecule: messenger RNA, 627 nt
Organism: Sclerotinia sclerotiorum 1980 UF-70
Lineage: Eukaryota; Fungi; Ascomycota; Leotiomycetes; Helotiales; Sclerotiniaceae
Exons: 1
Coding region: 1-627 (208 amino acids)
Source: RefSeq, a predicted model, not a curated record